AUGAAGUUCGAGACCUUCGGGGCCUUCCUCAUCGCGGCCGCCAUGCCGGUCCUGGCGUACCCGGCCGCACCCGCCUCAUUCGUGUCAGGGGCCGGCGAGGGCGCAGUCAUCGAGCAGCGCGACCCCAUCGUGCCAGACGUGGGAGCCUCCAACCGCCAAAUGGCGCAGAGGUGGCGUGGCUUCGCGGGGCAGGAGCGCCACCGCCACCGCGGCCCGCGCCCGGCCAGGGAGGUCGCCAGGGGUGAGUCUUCCGACGAGGCCGACGCCGCCGCCGAGGUCGAGCACCGCGAGGCCCCGAAGAACAACAAGGGCAAGGGCCGGCCGCCGAUUCUCGGCAACGAGGUGGUUCAGCAGCAGCAGCAGCCGCCGCAGAAGCGGUCCGAAGGUGGCGGACCCUCCGAGGCCGAGCUCGCCGACGCGCUCGAGGCCGUCGCCGGGUACCUGGACGAGAGCCAGCAGCAGGUCGUGCGGCGCGCCGUCGUAGCGGCGCUGCUUGCUUGA
Molecule: messenger RNA, 501 nt
Organism: Gaeumannomyces tritici R3-111a-1
Lineage: Eukaryota; Fungi; Ascomycota; Sordariomycetes; Magnaporthales; Magnaporthaceae
Exons: 2
Coding region: 1-501 (166 amino acids)
Source: RefSeq, a predicted model, not a curated record